GAAUUGGAAGAUUUUAACAAUUUUACAUAUUUAACACUGCAGGAACAUGUUGAAAUAGAGCACUACAGAUACAUUUAUUUUGCAUUUUUGCUUACUGUAUACAUAAUGAUUAUCUGUUUUAAUACUCUUGUCAUUUUCAUAAUAUUUAGAAAGAAACAUCUCCAUGAACCCAUGUACAUUUUCAUUGCUGCUUUGCUUUGUAAUGCUCUCUUGGGGUCAACUGCUCUUUAUCCUAAACUGCUCAUUGACUUACUGUCUGAAAAACAAAUUGUGUCUUAUAAAGAGUGUUUAUUCCAAGCAUUUUGUUUGUACACAUAUGGUGCAUCAGAGUUUACACUGUUAUCAUCUAUGGCAUAUGACAGAUUGGUGUCCAUCUGUAAACCAUUACAUUAUGUAACUGUCAGUAAGAUAUUAUUUUUAUCAUGGUUUUUACCGUGCUGUGAGGUUGGUGUUGGUGUUACUUUAACAUCCCAACUUCAGCUGUGUAAAUUUUAAUUAAACAAAAUAUACUGUGAUAAUUACUCCCUUGUUAAACUCAGCAGAAUAGAAUAG
Messenger RNA from Clarias gariepinus (North African catfish), 552 nucleotides. RefSeq names its product olfactory receptor 4P4-like. Gene Ontology annotation, biological process: G protein-coupled receptor signaling pathway. NCBI's taxonomy places the organism in Eukaryota, Metazoa, Chordata, Actinopteri, Siluriformes, Clariidae. The record is from RefSeq and is a predicted model, not a curated record. Gene Ontology annotation, cellular component: membrane. Gene Ontology annotation, molecular function: olfactory receptor activity.